Messenger RNA from Hemiscyllium ocellatum (epaulette shark), 3349 nucleotides. RefSeq names its product major facilitator superfamily domain containing 4B (gene slc60a2b). Lineage: Eukaryota; Metazoa; Chordata; Chondrichthyes; Orectolobiformes; Hemiscylliidae. The record is from RefSeq and is a predicted model, not a curated record. The transcript has 4 exons. The coding region runs from base 95 to 1888 and encodes 597 amino acids.
GCCGCUGCCGCCGCCGCUGCCGUUUGUGAUGACCGUGUGAGAGCCGGCAGCUGCGUCACAGGCCACCCGCCCGCGGGGGCAGGGCGCCGCGGUGAUGCCGGGCCGAGCCGGGGGCCCCUCGCCGGCCGCGGGGAAGAAGCAAGUUCGGUUCGCUCGGCCCUUGCAGCGCCUGCCGGAGGAGGACGAGGAGGAGGAGGAGGACGAUGAGGAGACGCUGUUCGAGAGCCGGCGGCGGCGGCGGCGGGAGGCCGGGCCCGGGCCCGGGGCAGAGCCUGGGUCUGGGGACACGGUGAUACGGCCAAGGGCCACACGGCGGGGAGGCCGCUGUGCCGACACCUUGCUGCUGUGCGGGGCCUUCCUGGGGCUGGGAAUGAGCAUUGCUAUUUUAGGACCUACGUUUAAAGAACUCGCAACUAAUGUCGGCAAAAAUAUUAGCGAAAUCUCCUACAUCUUUGUGGGCCGAUCACUGGGCUAUGUGGGAGGCUCACUGAUUGGUGGGAUACUGUUUGACUGCACAAAUCCCCACUUGUUAAUUGGAAUUUCAAUGCUGAUAACUUCACUGGGAAUGUACACUAUUCCAUGGUGUACAAAGGCUGUCAUACUGACGGGAUUGAUGUCCCUCAUUGGAAUUUCAAUGGGCUUCCUGGAUACCGGUGGAAAUUUGCUCAUUUUGCUUGUGUGGGGCACGGAGGUCGGACCCUAUAUGCAGGCGCUGCACUUCAGUUUUGCAUUAGGUGCAUUUGUGGCUCCUAUCUUGGCAAAACCACUAUUGGGCACCUUACAAAAGACCAUUGACGACAAUGGGAACAGCCUUUUGAAUAAUACCAAGAAUAGCACUCAGAGUAAACUCGUGGGUUUUAUGGACGUACUGAAAACAACGGUUUCAGCCUUCACUCCUUUUAUCUGGACAUACAUUGUUAUCGGAAGUUUUGUGCUUUUAAUUUCUGUGUCAUUCUUCGGUAUCUAUUUAAGGAGCAGUCCAAAUCGAAACAGGGCUGCUGUUUCCUCCCAGGAGCCUCCGUUCGCAAGAUACCACACUAUUAUUUUGUUCUUCCUGUUCUUCUUCUUCUUCUGGUAUGUGGGAGCUGAGGUGGCUUAUGGAUCGUACAUCUUCACCUACGCAAAAGACUUUGUUCACUUUGAUGACAACCGGGCUGCAGGUUUAAACUCCUUAUUCUGGGGGACAUUUGCCACAGGGCGAGGACUUGCAAUAUUCUUAGCUGCGUGCCUUUACCCUGGAACUCUGAUACUGCUCAGUCUAAUAGGCUGCAUCAUCUCAUCCAUAAUAUUGAUAAUGCAUUACACAAAUCCAAUUUUUCUGUGGGUGGGCACUGCUCUCUAUGGCGUCUCAAUGGCAGCCACCUUUCCCAGUGGUGUAUCCUGGGUCAAGCAGUACACAAACACCACUGGGAAGUCAGCUGCUCUGUUUGUUGUUGGAGCUGCACUUGGUGAAAUGGUGGUUCCAGCUUUGGUUGGAUUCCUUCAAGGCCUCGAUACCAUCAGGCAAUAUCCUGUACUGAUGCUGACUGUUCUGGGUACCUCUGCAGUGACAGCUAUCUUAUUCCCUGUGAUGUACAAACUAGCUUCAUCUUCAAGCAGCAUCCAACCAGAGAACGAUGACCAGAAAGCUCUGUUAGGGUCAGGGCUUGAUGAAGAUGAAAACAAUGAUGAGCCUCCAGAAGACUGGAAUGAUGCAGAUUUCGAAGUGAUUGAAAUGAGUGAUGUAAAGUAUGACACAGACCGGAUUCCAACGAGGGAUGUUUCAGCAAAGAGCACUGACCUCGUCUCUCCAGAACAGAGUUCUUUCCCCUCACUUUCUACCCACAUGUAUCUCGGUGGCUCUCCAAGAAAGAAACUGUUUAAAUUGGAGAGAGAAAAGAAUGUCUGAAUACUACAAACCAAGCAAAUAUGUUUACAAAUCUGUCAGAAGACAAGUUAAAGGAUAAAUUUAAGAUGCCUUUAUACUUUCAUUUAAAACACUUGAUUCUUAUGUGACUGCUUGAAAUUAUAUGAUUAUCAUUGGGGUAAAUUAGCAUUGGUUGGAAUAAAUUAAUGUUGAUUUUGAUGUCUGGAAAGAGUUUUAAACAUUUGCAUGACAAUUUGUAUAUCUCUUGUAGAGGGAGUAGGAAUUCUGGUAAAUCCUACAGCUGAAAUCUUGUAAACAAACUUAAGUCGAUGUGGGGAACUAGUUCUGAUUGUGCUGUCUUGUUUCUCUAUUUAAUUAUUUGUCAGGUUUUAACCAUAAUCUCCAUCUGGUGUGACAAGAACUUAUAGUCACUGGAUUGCAGAACCAUCCUUAGUAAGAGUGUUGUGUGGCCUCACUACUGCAGAACGCAACCCUUGCAUUCUCCAGUUGUAUUCGUGUACAUUUUAGGGGAAAAACAGUUGGAUGUAAAGUGUGUAAUUUAGUGUAUAAUUUUAUUCACUUGCGGAAACAACUACCUUAUUCAAAAAUCAAAAACAAAGCAGUACAAAUAGUAAGAAAAUAUAUGGACAUGUUCUGUAUGAUAUAAUCCCAAGAUUUUUUGACAAUUACUAGUUGUUCCAAAAAUGUGUUUCAGAGAUUCAGAGUUUUGUUUGUUGUGUGUCUUCGUGAUCUCUCAAAACUCUUCGCUGCUGAAAAAGUGUUCUUCUUGCCAAUAGAAACAUGUUGCAUUUUCCAUUUAAAUGAUAGCUAGAUUUGUUAUCUGUUCUCAUAUUUGGCAAAAUCAGUCACCCAUAACAAUACCAACUGUCGAAGGAUGCUCAUUUUUAGUCAAUAAAUAAAGAUCAUCAAUACAAAGUGCUGUCCUGCAACCUUGAUCCUUUUUCAGGGACUUCAGGAGGCUGUAAUUCAGGUAACAAUGCAGCACUUGUUAGCAUAGUCAGAAAUUAGAUUUCCCAUCAACAUUCAAAUGAUCAAAAAACUGAAAAGCUGAGGAUAUUGGAAUAAAAGCUAGUUUUUCUUGAGGAGGAUGGAGGAAGAGGGGUUUAAGGAUGAAAUUUCACGUGGAUUCCAGUAGCUGAAUUCAGACAUUGGCCUCUUGGCCGUUUAGGAAAGGAAUUUCAGGGUGAAAACUUAGCAUGAUUCAGGGCAGUAAAUAUUGGGAUCAAGGUGGGUGAUGGAUUUAGGGAGAGAAACUGAGAAGUGCCAAACCAGCAGUGACGAAUUUAUGGGGGAUGUAAAUCCGAGGCUGAAUGCAGAGCAACAAUCGAGGCAAAGUUAUUUUCUGAUAGUCUUUUGUUCAGCAAUGUUAGCCGACGGGCUAAUUUCAUACAAUUUGCAAUCCUCAGUGAAGCAUGACAAUGCCUUGUUACAACAUUGAAACACAAAGUUUGGGUUGAUUAAAUGUUCCUAUUAUGAUUAAAA